UAACGUUGGGGUCGGAUUGCGUUGCAGCAGCAAGCAGCGGCGGCGGCAGCAGCAGCACGGACAUCGGGCUCGGGGCACCAAAAGCCGAUGGUGAAAGGAAGCAGGCGCCGCCGACUGCCCUCAAUAACAUUCUCGUUGUCCGUUUGUUUCGAGACAUUCACUAUUUCCACAAUAACCAUUCGGCAUCCUAUCCGUUUACUUAGCCAGCUCAAAAGUAAUGCCCGCAAUCUAUGUCUGGUUACUCGACUUGAAUUUCGCACAUCACCUAUGUUUUAUGUCGUCGGUUUCGAGGUUUGUUGGCGCAGUAUUAUUCGCAGAGAAAGCGAGCCUCGGGAGAAAUUUAUAGCUGGAGAUCUACACAGGUCGACUUCAGGAAAUAUCGCAUUAUCCCUGCUGACGUCACUGUCGAGGCAUCAAGCGUGCCGCUACAGACAAAUGCAGUGCAAUCGAUGAGUAAAUCUACUUUAGCUGGUAGAACAUCCAGCUGCUCUUUUGCAAUGUGAUCUUAAUGCAAACAGAGGCGGUCGAAGGAU
Messenger RNA from Dissoconium aciculare CBS 342.82, 533 nucleotides. RefSeq lists its product as uncharacterized. The coding region runs from base 88 to 453 and encodes 121 amino acids. NCBI's taxonomy places the organism in Eukaryota, Fungi, Ascomycota, Dothideomycetes, Mycosphaerellales, Dissoconiaceae. The record is from RefSeq and is a predicted model, not a curated record. The transcript has a single exon.